AUUUUUAUGUGAUUUCAAGUUGUAUUCAUUGUGGUGCUAUUAUUUAGCAAAAAUACAAAAUGGAAAACACGAUUGUAGGAUGGAAACGUUAUAUACUUGUACAACCAUCCAUGAUGAUGUUAAUAAUUGCUCAGGCAAUAACAAGUAAUGUUUUAACAGAUUUAAUAGUGUAUCGCACUUGUAGUAUAACAUUAAGCAUAAAUAAAACAGAAUGUUCAUUAUUACACAACAAUAGUAGUUCUGCAGAAGCUUUGAAAAUAGAUGCUCAAGUUCAACCCAAAGCAAGCUUAAUUUUAAUGACAAAAUCAAUUAUUGAAAGUAUUGUACCUGCUUUGUUGUCUUUGUUUCUGGGCCCAUGGAGUGACAUAUAUGGGAGGAAGUCUAUUAUGUUGUCUGGAUAUAUUGGUAUAUCAUUAACAUAUAUCAUUCUCUCCCUUGUAACAAUUUGGGAUAUCGAUCCAUGGUUUUUAUUAAUUGCAUAUAUUCCAUAUGCAUGUUGUGGAGGAUUUUGCAUAAUUUUAUUAAGUACUAUUUGUUAUCUCACUGAUAUAUCAAACGAGCAGGAAAGAGGAUGGCAAUUAGCUUGGCUGGAAGCUUUAAUAUCUAUUGGUAUUUUAGCUGGCAUAUUAGCUGGUCCCAUUAUUUUUCAAGCAUAUGGAUACACAGUUGUAUUUAUUAUUGCUACUGUAUGUUGCAUUGUAGCAGGAUUCUAUGUUUAUAUUUUUGUUCCUGAGAUUACACACAGCACAGAUUCAGUAACUAUAAAAAGUUUGUUCGAUAUACAUUUGGUCAAAAAACUUAUAAGUACUUGUAUUAAAAAACGAAACGGCUUUGAUCGAUAUAUAGUUUGGUGUUGUAUAACUUGCAUUAUUUUAAUGAUUAUUGCUUUACAAGGAGAUAUGACAGUUGGCUUUUUAUUUGCAAGCGCUAGACUUGGUUGGAAUGUAAGCGAAUAUUCCAUUUAUUCGGCUACAAGUAUUGUACUUUCAAUUCUUGGUAUAAUAGUUGGAGUAAAAUUAUUGGUGACAUAUGGAGGAUUUUCUGAAGAAAUGACAGCUAUACUGUCAUUACUGUCUUCCUUGGGUAGUUGUUUGGUACAAAGUUUUACACUGAAAUCUUGGCACUUGUACCUGUCUGCAGUUGUAGGAAUGUUUGGUAGUAUUGCUAGUCCUAUGAUUCGUACUAUAAUAUCCAAAUCAGUGCCAUCAGAGGAUACUGGUAAAAUAUUUUCCAUGACUAUAUCUAUUGAAACAUUAACUCCAUUAGUGGCAUCUUCUUUGUACAAUUUGAUUUAUUUACAUUUUAUGCCACCUAUAUAUCCAUCACCAGUUUGGUUAAUUUCUGUAGGAAUUUAUGCUAUUGUGAUAUUUGUUUUAAUAAAUAUACGAAUUCAAAACGCAAGACCUAAUUCUGUAAGAUAUACAUCAUUGAAACAAGAUGAUGAAUUAUUAUCAUAAAUUUUGAUAAAUAUCUAUUUUAAAGAAAUGUUACAGUAAGCAUACAAUUAUAAUGGAAGAUUUUAGUCUUUUUUAGUACAAAUGUUCGUAACUAUACAUAUAAUUAAUAUAAUUUUUAUAUA
Molecule: messenger RNA, 1579 nt
Organism: Frieseomelitta varia
Lineage: Eukaryota; Metazoa; Arthropoda; Insecta; Hymenoptera; Apidae
Exons: 6
Coding region: 60-1457 (465 amino acids)
Biological process (GO): transmembrane transport
Cellular component (GO): membrane
Molecular function (GO): transmembrane transporter activity
Source: RefSeq, a predicted model, not a curated record